AUGGGAGCAGAGUUGGAUCUUGAGCAGCAGCAGAUGAUGGAAGGAAGUUAUUCGCAAACUAUGCAAAUUGAUCCGAAAAGGGCUCGAUUUCCAUGCUCCGUUGUGUGGUCACCACUUCCUGUGAUCUCGUGGUUCAUUCCUUGCAUUGGCCACAUUGGCAUCUGCAGAGAGGAUGGAGUAAUAUUGGAUUUUGCAGGACCUAAUUUUGUGUGUGUGGACCAUUUUGCAUUUGGAGCCGCCACUCGCUAUCUUCAGAUUCCCAAAGAAAAGUGUUGUAUUCCUCUGGGCCAGUCUGCAUACAAUAGUCAGGGACACUACAUGCAGGGUGAAAAUGGAGAAGAUUUAAGGACUUGGGAUGAUGCAUUAAGGAAAAGCACUCAAGAAUUCCAACAUCGAUCUUACAAUCUCUUCACCUGCAACUGCCACUCAUUUGUUGCCAAUAAUUUAAACAGGUUGGAUUUCUUGUCUGGUGGAUGGAAUGUGGUGAACCUUGCAAUUUUCAUUUUAUUCAAUGGACGUUGGGUCAGCAGAGCAUCUAUGCUUCGUUCUAUCUUACCAUUUGUGGUUGUAUUUUUUCUUGGAGUCACAUUUGGGGGCUUCACUUUCUUAAAGUUUUGGUUCUUUUUCACUUUUGUUCUUAUUGGUUGGUUCCUUCUCAGUACUUAUUGUUUCAAGAACCUGAUUCAGUUGUAG
This is a messenger RNA of Sphenostylis stenocarpa, 693 nucleotides long. NCBI's taxonomy places the organism in Eukaryota, Viridiplantae, Streptophyta, Magnoliopsida, Fabales, Fabaceae. The record is from the annotation of a GenBank genome assembly.